UAUUACAGCACUAGAAGUAAACAUAUACUGACAAUCUGCUGUUCCAGUCAGUUCUAAAUAUCAGCAUCACAGUCAGUGAGGUGUCAUAUACUGAAAUGUUCAAGUAGUAAAACUUGCAAGAGUGGACUAAGUCUAAGAGAGAAUGUAUAUACUUGUAAAUGUAAGGUUUGUGAAUCAUGCAGUUCAUUGAACUUCUUUAUAAAAGAGUUGUAAUGUAUUCACAGAUAUUCUGUGAGAAAAAACAAGGCUUGCUUUCUUGACAUUAUUGCUUUUGGUUCUACUCUGUUAAGAAAACAUAGGGUCCUUAUACCACGUAAGUAAUUCAGGCUUAAAUUAUUUUACAAAUACUGCAACAGCAGUAGGAACCAUUUAAUUUACUUCUAUAAUGAGGCCACAUCGUUGGCAGAAUGUUUUAUAUGCUCAAUGCUGCACAGCAAUUAGGAUGGAGAUGGAUAAAAUAUAUUUCCACAAAAAAUAAAAAAUAAAAAAAUAGGGGAAUUUGUAAGGGAAGAUGAAAUGAACCAUCAUCACAGGAGGUGGCCAGGACACUAGGGAGUUCUCACAAAAUUAGAUACAGUUCCUUGGCUUAGUCUUGAACUAGUUACCUGAGUAUCCUCUAUAAAUCUUAGUUUGAGAUUUAGAACUGAUUUACAGAAAGAAGCACCACAUCCCAGACAAUCAGCACCAUCUUAAUUUUCAACUAAAAAGUUAAUCCAGACUUUUGUGGAGGAUUUAUACUAUUACUGACUUCUCUUUACUUGGAAGAGUUAGUAGUAUUGCAACAGUGCUCUUUUAGUAUUGUAAUCUUGUAAUAACAAAUUGUGGGUGAAAUGCUACUACUGGAGUCCAGGGGAAACAUUAAUUUGCAUUUCUCUGUACCAUUCCCAGUUUAGUAUAGGUUAGAGAACAAUAUCCAUCUGCAAACAGGAAAGAAGCUUUGACGUCCUAAUUUCCUACUCACAUGAUUUUGUGAGUCAUAUAGGUCAAACUGUGAGCUCCAAAAAUGUAGUUAAAGUUCAGUGAAACAAUUUUCUCUGCAAAAUAUUAUCCUUUUAUUCAGCAUGACCUGAAUCAGUGACCAGGUAAAUGUAGUAGGUAUAGGUGAUUUUUUUCAUUCAAGAUUCAGAAUACCAAAUUCUCUUUUUACUAGUAGCAGUUAAGAUUUCCCUUGUCCAUGAUUUUUUUUUUUAUUUUUUUUUUCUUUCAAUGUAGCCUUCACAGUCAUGAUUGCUACUGUCCCAUUUGAGAAAUUAAAACAUAGGAUUAAGCUGAUGCUUAAAACAUACGCACAAUGUUGGGAACUGUUGUUUUCCCUAUUUUAGAGAUAAGGAACUCCAGUACUUCAAAAUUCUGGAGUGCUUACUAUUUCAGGAUUAUUAAACUCCUAUUUCUUUUUAAACGUACUUUGUAAAUUGUCACAAUAAGGCAUACAGUUUGCAAAAAGUGGCCACAGAUGGAAGAACUGCAAAUGACGGGAGAAUUGUAUGUCUUCUGUAGGAAUUCAAGUCUUAUUUCCAAAUUCCUCACAUAUCAUUUCCCUUUGAAGUGCAGUGUUCUUCUAUUCAUUUUUCAAAAUAUGUUACUGGGUCAUCAUUUAAGGAAUUUAUUUCAGUUUGUUGAAGAUAAAGUCCAAUAUUGAAGCUUCCCAGCUGCACCAUGUGCUAUACGUCCUAUAUACGCUACCACAAUGCAUAGCACCUAAUAAAGCAUCAACGGGAUUAAUGCUCCAUAUGAUCUCCCAUUUACUGUACGCGUCAAGAAUAAAAAGCAAGGGCAGAGCCACAUCUUCUAUCUACAUGAGUACUUUUUGAAUUUCUUACUGUUAUUAGCAGUUUUUAGGAGUUAAAUGUGAAUUGCAAUAAAAGGUGCUUCUUUCCUUUAGAAAAUGACUUCUUUCAUUUAGAAAAACUGAUAAAUACAGAACUGUAGAACUGUGAACAGAGCUCAGACCUCUAGAUCUGUUGUCUCAUGCUUAGCUGUUACAUAAACUUUCUGUCUGGUAAAAGCACCAGGGAAACCAGAGAAUUUGGUAUUCACUCUGCAUGUUUCCCAUGUCCUUGGAUGUCCAUUUACCUAAGAUGUAACUAACAGAAGUACAGAACACAAUUGGGUAAACUGUGGCACAGCAGAGUUGUGUUGAGAGUCACAUUAGAGAAUAACAUAUGCAAAAACGAUUGGUCUUUCACUUUCCUGUUAUAGCCACUAGACAAUAAUGCUGCCUACUAUUCACUCCAGGAAUAAACCAGUGAGAUAUUCUACUUAGUUCUAUUACUGUAUCAUAAGUACUACUUUAAGACUUGCCAAUACGGUACCAUGAACAAUUUACCAGUCAACCCCUGCCUGCUAAAACACAUGAAUUUGCAGUGGGUAGAUCGCCUUUUCAACAAAUGUGUAGAUUUCAGAUCAUAAACCCCCAUACCCAAUAUACCCGCAAGGAAUGUGAGUAAUGACAGAUUGUGUCCAUGAUUCCCUUUAAAGGAUACAAGACAGACAGAAGUUUAACCAGUUUUUCGUUUGUACUGUGACUCUUGGGUUAAUAACAUUUGCUCCAUACAAAGAUUUCAGAAGCUGUGAACUUUUCCCUCCAACUCAGCCGAAGCUAAUCCACAAAUAUCCUGUCACCUAUUGGCUCAGCAACAGUACCCCUCCCCUCCAUCAGAAAGGAUCUCUGAUGUAAUUCCACCCACAGUCUUCCUCAUAUAAGGCCUGGUUGGAAAGCUAUUUCUUUAUUUUUGCUUUUUGCUCAGGGGUUGAUUGCAACUUCUUUCUGCAGUCUAGAAAUGCCUGUAGAUUUCAGUGGAACCUGGAACCUUGUCAGCAAUGACAAUUUUGAAGGCUAUAUGGUGGCUUUAGGUAUUGAUUUUGCAACACGCAAGAUAGCAAAAAUGCUGAAGCCUCAGAAAGUGAUCAAACAGGAUGGGGACAUGUUAUCUAUCCAUACCACAAGCACAUUCAGAGACUACAUGCUCCAAUUCAAAAUUGGAGAAGAGUUUGACGAAGACAAUAAAGGCCUGGAUAACAGAAAAUGCAAGAGCCUAGUUACCUGGGACAACGACAAACUCGUCUGUGUGCAGAUUGGUGAGAAGAAGAACAGGGGCUGGACUCACUGGCUUGAAGGAGAUGAGCUCCACUUGGAGCUUCGUUGUGAGAAUCAAGUAUGUAAACAAGUCUUCAAGAGAGCUUGAAUAUGAGUGUUGGUUCCUACAUGGAAAGACAGCUAUAUACAAGAGGCCAUGCAUCGUCAUGUCCAAUGAUAGCUGUACAGACAAGAAUUGAUUCAUUCUACCUGUUAAUCUAAAUGAUAUGAUGUUUCUGGCUCAGGAAAUGCUGUCGGUUAGCCAUGUUAAAUACACGAUUUUUGCUAAUAAACAUCAAAAACAAUCUUAA
Messenger RNA from Oxyura jamaicensis (ruddy duck), 3387 nucleotides. It is a transcript of the gene RBP7, whose product is annotated as retinol binding protein 7. The coding region runs from base 2781 to 3185 and encodes 134 amino acids. The record is from RefSeq and is a predicted model, not a curated record. Lineage: Eukaryota; Metazoa; Chordata; Aves; Anseriformes; Anatidae. Gene Ontology annotation, cellular component: cytosol; nucleus. Gene Ontology annotation, molecular function: fatty acid binding. Gene Ontology annotation, biological process: fatty acid transport. The transcript is spliced from 4 exons.